Messenger RNA from Caenorhabditis briggsae, 381 nucleotides. Bases 1 to 381 code for a protein of 126 amino acids. The record is from RefSeq and is a predicted model, not a curated record. NCBI's taxonomy places the organism in Eukaryota, Metazoa, Nematoda, Chromadorea, Rhabditida, Rhabditidae. The transcript has 2 exons.
AUGGAGGAACCAGUACAUCAAACAACUAUGAAUGAGACGGAAGAUGCUCCGAAAGUUUUCGAUUAUGCGAAAAUUGUUGCUGAGAAAUUGAACAUCCCAUUCGACUACAAAAAAGCGUACGGUCGUCAACCAGCGAUUCAGCUGAAGAAGAAGACGUACGAGGAGCUUUUGGCUCAAGUCGAACAUGACGAUUCUGAUGAUAGUGACGACGAGGAACCUGUCGAGCUUCACGCAUCUGUCAAAGAGCGUUCGCUCAAGCUUCUGGUAAGGGUUCAGAAGACGGUAAUCCCUCUUAGAUUGUCAAAAAAUUUCCAGACAAACAUCCCCAUUGUUCACGCCUUCAAUAUGGCUGAAACUCGUCUGGGAACUUCGACCCAUUAG